CUGAGAGUUACAUCCUAGCGAUGUGGCUCUCUUUAUUAUAUCGAAUACAAAAAUUAAAUUCUCAUGCGAUAGAAAUCAAAAAUAAGUCUUCAAAACUUAUCUUCGAUCGAAAAAUUAAUGUUCUCUCCUCCUCCCUUCAUUCUUCUACUGUUUCUGACUUUGCUCAAUUUCAUUUUGAACAGCUUGCAAUAAUUGUCGGGCCUAUAGUGAACUGUGGAUCAUUUCCCCAGGUACCGGCUUCCUAUAUUGCCUAACCCUCCACUUGGGUCUACUAUUUCUUCUUCUUCUUCUUCUUCUUCUUCUUCGUCUUUCCUUCAAUCUUUCUCCUUCUUCAUUCUGCAUGCCUCAUCUUCUUCAUUUGUUUUUUCAUACAUAUGAGGCUUAUAUACCUCAUGAUCUAUAGAUCUGAGGCUUAAACCUCUAUCUGCAAAUCUGCAAUUUAAACUUCACCGGAUCUUUUUGCUGCACGGAUCGAUUAUCGCCUCUAACUCCCGGCCGUCGGAAUUCUCCGGUACCGACCGAAACCAACCGUUUAUCUCGGUAAACCGAAGUUUCGGAUACCGGAAAGCUCGGUCCGGCUACGGUAAGAGAUUUAGGCAAGCCGAGAAGUUUCGGUUGAGGCAAAAACACUCGGUUUCCGAGCCGAAACCAGCCAGCCCUUUUCAAUAUAGUUGGGAUAUCAGAAAGUUCAAAGCUAGCGAUGGAUCCUCGUCUAUAUGAGGCAGUAACAUCCGGUGACGUUGAUGUCUUGAAGAUAACUAUCAGAGAUGAUGAUCUUCUCAAUCAGAGAACACCUAAAUACAACAACAUUCUUCACCUUGCUGCAAUGCCCUGCUGAAUUCAAACACAUAAACGUCUUCACGGAAGUACCACUAGAUGAUCAAUCUCCGCUGUUUUGGGCUGCCAACAAGUAUGGCGACACCCCUCUGCACGUUGCUGCAAGAGUGGUUGCAAUGAGGUAAUAACAUUCCUCAUUGAACACUCGAAGAAAACACUACAGGGUGAAGCAGCUGAAGUGGAAAGUGGACCAGCUGAUGCUGAAGCUUAUAAAGAGCUGCUUCGUGUUACUAAUUUGCGGAAGGAUACAGCAUCUCAUGUAGCUGUCCGAUUUGGUCACAGUGAAGUGGUGAAUUUGUUAAUGGCGGCUGGUCCCGAAAUGUGCUGUUUUACUAACAGAGUGAAGUCUCAUAUGUAUCAUCUGAACGAUCCCCAAAUGGUUUUCCACUAGUGUGAAGUGUCACUUUCUAGAAAGAAGAGUGACAUGCAUAAAACCAAAGCAAAUGUCCCGAAGGUUACUAUCCCAGAUUUUUGAAGAUAUCACCGUCUGUUGGAGUGUUGGGGUCUAAAGCCGUCAAUCACGUUGGUGUCUGUCUCCCACAUUUGUUGUCUUUUUUCUUUUGGACGUGUCCCACUUGUUGUCUGCCUCCCACUUUUGUUGUAGUGCUAUUUCUAAUGACCACUCAGUGACGCUUACAACUCCAUUACUUUCGCUGAAGGAGCCAGGAAACUGCUUUGCACAUGGCCAAACCGAGAGGCCUAAUAUAUAUAACAAGACAUAUAGUCCUUGACAGUAACAAUACCAUCCGAAAUUAUUUCAAUUCAGCCUCCUCACUCAUCCUCCUGCAAUCAAACAACAUGGAUAUGAGCAAACCUCAAUUUGAAGCCUCUUCCUCUUCCUCUUCUUCCCCCCAUUUGUUCACACAUGAUGUCUUUGUGAGUUUUAGAGGUGCUGAUACGCGCAACAAUUUCACAGGCCAUUUGUACAGCAAUUUGGUUAACAAGGGAAUUAACACUUUCCUAGAUGAUGAAGGGCUUCUGAAAGGAGAAGAUAUAUCACAAGAGCUUCUCAAAGUAAUUGAAGGAUCAAGGAUUUCCAUUGUUGUAUUCUCUACGAACUAUACAUCUUCAAAGUGGUGCUUGAAUGAACUUGUCAAGAUCUUUCAAUGUAAAGAAUCCAAGCAACAAAUCGUUUACCCAAUUUUCUACAAGGUAGAUCCAUCGAUGAUACGGUACCAGAAGGGCCAGGUUGGUGAGGCAAUUGCUCACCUUAGCAAAUACAAGGAUAACUUAGAGAAGGUGGCGAAUUGGAAGGCAGCUCUUAGAAAAGCAGCAACUUUGCUUGGAUGGCACAUCUCGGAUGGAGUGCAUGAAGCGAAUAUCAUUGAUGAAAUUGUUAAAGAGAUAUCAACCAAAAUAAUGAAAUGCAACCCUUUACAUGUGGCAACAUAUCCUGUUGGAAUAAAAUCUCGUGUAGAAGACAUACUUAAGCUCUUAAAUGUUGGGGAAUACGAUCCUAAUAUGAUAGGGAUAUGGGGAAUUGGUGGAAUAGGAAAAACAACACUUGCAAAAGCUGUUUACAAUUCAAUUAGCCAUAAGUUUGAACAUAACUGUUUCCUGGCAAAUGUUGGACAAGAAUCAUUUUCAUAUGGAGGUCUUGUCAAGCUACAAAACAAUUUUCUUUCUAAGAUUAUAGAGAGGAAUCCACCUAAUGUAACCAAUGUUGAUGAAGGAAUCACUGUGCUCAAGCAAAAACUAAGCCAGAAAAGGGUUCUGUUAGUUCUUGAUGAUGUGGACGACUUGGAUCAAUUAAGAAAACUUGCUGGAGGGUGUGAUUGGUUUGGUCCAAGAAGUAGAAUUAUCAUAACAACAAGAAAUACGAAGUGCCUAAGUGCUCAUCAAGUCAAUUCAAUAUAUGUGGUGAAGGAAUUAAAUGAUCAAGAAGCUUUAGAGCUCUUCAAUUUCAAUGCCUUCAAAAGAAAUAUAUGUUCGGAUGACUUCUUUGAACUUGCAAUUGAGGUAAUACAUUAUGCUAAAGGGAUUCCGUUAGUUUUGGAAGUUUUGGGGUCAGAUCUAUGUAGUAAAAAUGAUAAGGAUGAGUGGAAAGCUGCAGUAGAGUAUUACAACAGAUACCCUAACCAAGAUAUUCAACAAGUUCUCAAAAGAAGUUACAAGGCAUUGCCUGAUCUGAUGAAAGAAGUUUUUCUUCAGAUUGCAUGUUUCUUUAAAGGUGAUGAAAAUGUGAUGGAUGUACUACAAAGCUAUGAUGAGCAAUUGCGGACAGAAGAAUCAAAGACUAAAAGUGUGUGCCAGUGCCAGACCUCUUAUGCUACUUCAGCUCAGAACGGUCCAGGAUAUUGUUCCGAUGAGUCGAGAUGUAUACAGUGCACCAAGUGUAGAAAUUCUCAUAUAUGGGUGUGCACCAAUAGAAGUAAGACCAAGGCUCGAUGGUGUCAGGAUUGCCGCCAAUAUCAUCAAGCAAAGGAUGGAGAUGGAUGGGUCGAGUACAAAAGAUCCUUAGUCUUUGAUAGGCCUCAGAAGGCGGAAAUACCACGAGCUUUUGUUUGUGCUGAUAGCAAAAUCUUUGAUGUGUCGGAAUGGGCAGUUUGUCAGGGAAUGGCGUGUAGGCCCAACACCCAUCGGCCUAGUUUCCAUGUAAACAUGGUUGGUUUGGAGAAAACUCAAAGAUCCCACUCAAGUAGAUUCCCAUGGGAUUUGGAUGCUGAAAUGAUGGAUGAAGAUGAAGAAGAAUUUGAGGUGUGGCUUCAGCAAGCUCUGGCCUCAGGUAUCUUUUGUGAGUCCUCAAAACUUUGUGCUAAUUAACUCUCCAAGGUUGUGCCAGAAAAACAUCUGCACAUCCCAUAGAGAAAAGGAUUGGACUAUUCUGGAAGCAAAUAGUGAGGAUUGUCAAGAUAAAGAUUGGCAGCCUUGCUUACUUUGAGAGAGGUGGAUAGGUAUCAAAUUAAGAGAGGCAAAUGGCUUGGUAUCUUAUGAUAAAAAAUGGAUAGACCCUUUGUAUCACUACCCCAGGAUUUAGGACAUUACAGGCAUAAGAGCUCAGGUUUUGGUUGCUCUUCUUAAGCUUGUGUUCAAUCAAUUUUGGCAUAUAAUGCUUCCUACCCGAAUGAUGCAGCAGAGUCCACCAUCGACUGAGCCUCUUUGUACGUAUUCUUUUCUUAAUAAAAUUUCGUUCCAAGGUAGAAACCAGAAAAAAAGGUGUAGUUUGCUUGUAUAAGAGGGGGAUUUCAAUUUUUAUGAUUCCAUUCUAAAUAUUGUUCUUUCAAUCCAAUACAAACAAUUGUUUAUAAACA
Messenger RNA from Rosa rugosa (rugosa rose), 4088 nucleotides. Its product is annotated as disease resistance protein RPV1-like. The coding region runs from base 1519 to 3600 and encodes 693 amino acids. The record is from RefSeq and is a predicted model, not a curated record. NCBI's taxonomy places the organism in Eukaryota, Viridiplantae, Streptophyta, Magnoliopsida, Rosales, Rosaceae. Gene Ontology annotation, biological process: defense response; signal transduction. The transcript is spliced from 6 exons. Gene Ontology annotation, molecular function: ADP binding.